This is a messenger RNA of Sitodiplosis mosellana (orange wheat blossom midge), 493 nucleotides long. RefSeq lists its product as uncharacterized. NCBI's taxonomy places the organism in Eukaryota, Metazoa, Arthropoda, Insecta, Diptera, Cecidomyiidae. The transcript has a single exon. The annotation marks the transcript as partial. The record is from RefSeq and is a predicted model, not a curated record.
AUGAAUGAAGAAGAGUUAAAAGAAUUACGCGAAAGACCAAGUAGAAAAUUAAGACGAUCAAAUUCAACAUCCAGUGUAUUUUAUCGAUUAAAUGAUAGAAAUAAACCAGAAAGCUUUAAAAAAUUAGAAAAAAGUGACAAGAAAACAGAAGCUAACAAAGAUUUUCCUAAUAUCACCGAUCCAGAAGAGAAAGCUAAUGCAUAUCAGGAAUUAGCUGAAAAACUGGAUCAAAUCUUGAAAGAGGAAAGAAAAGAAAAUUUAGAAAAUCUCGAGAAGAACACGAAAUGUAUUAAAGAUCAAGAAGAAGAAAUCAACUUUUUAAUCUUGGAAGCAAAGCGUAGCAAUGAAAGUUUAUUAAACACAAAAGAUUUACUCAUUGAAGCAAACGAAAAAUAUAAUAAAUUAAAAGAAGAAUUUGAUCAAGCGAAAGAAGAACUUCAAAAAGCUAAGCUUGACAUUGAUCAGCUAGAAACAGACGACGAGAUUUUGAAUG